This is a messenger RNA of Zingiber officinale, 2171 nucleotides long. RefSeq names its product sulfate transporter 3.1-like. The coding region runs from base 94 to 2028 and encodes 644 amino acids. The record is from RefSeq and is a predicted model, not a curated record. Gene Ontology annotation, cellular component: membrane. Gene Ontology annotation, biological process: transmembrane transport. The transcript has 12 exons. NCBI's taxonomy places the organism in Eukaryota, Viridiplantae, Streptophyta, Magnoliopsida, Zingiberales, Zingiberaceae. Gene Ontology annotation, molecular function: secondary active sulfate transmembrane transporter activity.
AAACCUCCAGCCUCUGUCUCUGCCAGUGCCAGACUCUGCUCUUCCUCCUCCUCCACUCGAUCACUCACUCCCAUUCCCUGAUAGUUCAAUCGCAUGGGGAAUGUGGACGCGGCGGUGCCGGCGGAGACGGAGUUCACGAUACGGGUGCCGGUGCCUCCGGCGCGGCCUUUCCUCGACACCUUCAAGGCCAACCUGAAAGAGACCUUCUUUCCGGACGACCCGCUCCGCCAGUUCCGCCACCAGACGGGGCCCCGCAAGCUCCUUCUGGGUCUGAAGUACUUCCUCCCCAUCAUCGACUGGGCCCCCACCUACUCCGCCUCCAUCUUCAAGUCCGACCUCAUCGCCGGGAUCACCAUUGCCAGCCUCGCCAUCCCCCAGGGCAUCAGCUACGCCAAGCUCGCCAACCUGCCUCCCAUCCUCGGUCUAUAUUCGAGCUUCGUACCGCCUCUGGUGUACGCUAUGAUGGGGAGCUCCCGCGACCUGGCCGUGGGCACGGUGGCCGUGCCCUCGCUCUUGAUCGCAUCCAUGCUGGGGAAGGAGAUCUCGCCGGCGGAGGAACCUGCACUGUACUUGCACGUAGCCUUCACCGCCACCUUCUUCGCCGGUCUCUUCCAAGCUACCGUCGGCUUGCUCCGACUUGGUUUCCUAGUGGACUUCUUGUCCCAUGCGACUAUAGUGGGGUUCAUGGCAGGAGCUGCUACGGUAGUGUGCCUUCAACAGCUGAAGGGGAUGCUCGGUCUCCAGCACUUCACCACCGCUACUGACCUCGUCUCUGUUAUGAACUCAGUCUUCUCUCAAGUCCAUCAGUGGAGGUGGGAAAGUGCAGUGCUGGGCUGCUGCUUCCUCUUCUUUCUUCUCGUCACUCGUUUCUUUAGCAAAAGAUGGCCAAGGUUCUUCUGGGUCUCAGCUGCUGCACCCUUGACUUCUGUAACACUUGGAAGCCUUCUGGUGUACCUCACUGAUGCAGAGAACCAUGGAGUCCAAGUGAUUGGGCACCUAAAGAAGGGUCUAAACCCUCCAUCAGCAACCAGCUUGACCUUUGCGCAGCCCUACAUCAUGGUCGCACUCAAGACCGGCAUUAUCACCGGCAUCAUCGCCCUCGCUGAAGGUAUCGCAGUAGGAAGGAGUUUUGCCAUGUUCAAGAAUUACCACAUUGACGGUAACAAAGAGAUGGUGGCUUUUGGGACGAUGAACAUGGUCGGAUCGUUGACUUCAUGUUACCUAACGACCGGGCCAUUCUCACGGUCGGCGGUCAACUACAACGCUGGGUGCAAGACGGCCAUGUCUAAUGUGGUGAUGUCCGUCGCCGUGCUGAUCACUCUGUUGUUCUUGACGCCGCUGUUUCACUACACCCCCCUGGUGGUCCUCUCCGCCAUCAUCGUCGCCGCCAUAGUGGGGCUAAUCGACUACGGGGCCGCCGUCCGACUGUGGCGCGUCGACAAGAUUGACUUCUGCAUUUGCUUGGGUGCUUACUUGGGAGUCGUCCUCGGCAGUGUUGAAACAGGAUUAGCCAUCGCGGUUUCAAUCUCCCUGUUGAGGGUCUUGCUCUUCGUCGCAAGGCCGAGGACCACCGUGCUCGGCAACAUCCCUGACUCGACGGCGUACCGGAGAGUCGAUCAGUAUCCGGAGGCACAAAAUGUUCCCGGAGUGCUCAUCCUUCGCAUCGACUCUCCAGUGUACUUUUCCAAUGCUAGCUACUUGAGAGAAAGGAUAUCGAGGUGGGUCGAUGAGGAGACAGAGAGCAGCAAGGGGGAGACUAGUUUACAGUACUUGAUCCUGGACUUGGGUGCCGUCGGCAGCAUCGACACUAGUGGAAUCAGCAUGCUGGAAGAGGUCAAGAAGAUGACUGAUAGAACAGGCAUUAAGUUUGUGCUAGCAAAUCCAGGGAGUGAGGUGAUGAAGAAGAUGGACUCCUCAAAGGUCCUUGAAGCUAUUGGGGAAGAAUGGAUCUUCCUCACCGUCGCCGAUGCCGUCGCGUCCUGCGACUGCAUGCUGAACGCAUGCAAGCUUAAUGGCGCUUCAUGCUAGAAUGGCGUAUCUAGAUUGUGGUUGAUGAUGAUAGAUUUUUGUGCUAUAUAAUUCCAUGGCUAGAGAUGUAUCCGAUUCUGUUUAGGCCUACGCUAUGCUUUAGAGGAGAUUAUCAUGGUAAAUAAAGUCACCUUCGUCGUGCA